UAGCAUAGAAGAGUCAGUGCGACUUUCGAAACAAUACUUAGCACACACGAAUUGCCAGUGUCCACAUCAGUGGCGUGGUAUGCCAAAGUACUACAUAUUACAGUGGCCAAGUUUGUUCAUUUAUUGAACACCUCUUUGACGAAAAUGACCUCUACUGCAAGUCAACUGGAACGAAGUCUAAGAAUACUUCAGAUCUCAGAGUCUGACUCGCAAGAAACAUCUACCGCGGUACAAUGGGUGCCCUCUAAAUACUACAGCUCAGACGCAUCUCAGUGCGUUCUCGUAAAGCCUCCCCGGGCUGCGUGCGGCAACCGUCAGCUGUUUGGUUUUCCUCUUAUCAAGAGCGAACUUUGGGACAUGGGGACCUUUGCUUUCAAGAAAAUUUGGCCAGACAGAACUUUACCAGACGACCAUUUCUUCAUCGUCAUGAAUUCCCUCACCCUCCUUAGGGCAUAUCUCGGUCUUCGCGUUUGUACUAUGGCGUUCGGAAAGGUGGAUGAAGGCUUAGAGAAUAUCCCAUCUGAGUGCGUAUCAUUGGGAGAGGUGCUAUUGUUAAUAUUGUGGAGGGAUACGGAACCCGAGGCAUCCUGUCCAACGCUAAGUCAAGUGCAUUUUGUGGAGGCGAAGCUUAAGCGCUCACCGAGAUGGUGGGUGGAAGUUCCACAUCUUUGAUGAACAGUGUGCCAUCAUUCCAUGGCUGACUAUAUUACCUACGCCACUUGUACCAACCUCAUUCAUUUUUUGCGGUAGAACUUAUAACUCUUGCACGUCAUCGAUCAUCUGUGAUACAUACACUCAACAUGAGACUGGACAAUAUAUCGAUAUUGCGGACG
Molecule: messenger RNA, 833 nt
Organism: Suillus discolor
Lineage: Eukaryota; Fungi; Basidiomycota; Agaricomycetes; Boletales; Suillaceae
Exons: 3
Coding region: 145-672 (175 amino acids)
Source: RefSeq, a predicted model, not a curated record